Pectinophora gossypiella (pink bollworm) is the source of this 1403-nucleotide messenger RNA. RefSeq names its product mediator of RNA polymerase II transcription subunit 10 (gene MED10). The coding region runs from base 90 to 485 and encodes 131 amino acids. The transcript is spliced from 3 exons. Gene Ontology annotation, molecular function: transcription coregulator activity. Gene Ontology annotation, biological process: positive regulation of transcription by RNA polymerase II. Lineage: Eukaryota; Metazoa; Arthropoda; Insecta; Lepidoptera; Gelechiidae. Gene Ontology annotation, cellular component: mediator complex; chromatin. The record is from RefSeq and is a predicted model, not a curated record.
CUCAUUCAUUCAUUGAAUAUUCAUUCGUUAGACAACGGGGCUAGAUAAUUUUAUUUAUUUUUGUAGAAAAGUGAUAAUAAAUUAACAAAAUGUCUUCACCUUUGGAAAAUCUUGAGACGCAACUGGAAAUGUUCAUAGAAAAUGUAAGACAAAUCCGAAUUAUUGUCAGCGAUUUCCAACCGCAGGGACAAAGUGUGUUGAACCAGAAAAUACAAUCGUUGGUAACUGGUUUGCAAGAAGUAGAUAAAUUGAAAUCUCAAGUGCAUGAUAUCCAUGUUCCUACUGAAGUAUUCGACUACAUUGAUCAAGGGCGCAAUCCACAGCUGUACACAAAAGACUGCAUUGACAAAGCCCUAGCGAAGAAUGAAGAAGUAAAAGGAAAAAUAGAUUCGUACAAGCGUUUCAAGAGCCAUUUACUAACAGAAUUAUCCAAAACUUUCCCUAAUGAAAUAGCUAAAUAUAAGGCUAUCAGGGGUGGGGAAUAGACGAAAAUUUUGUUAAGUCAAAAUCAGACCUAGUAGUAUAAUUGUAAAGUUAAAUAUAGGUAAAAUUCCUUUAUAUAAUAAAUCUCAGGUUGUAUGUUAAGAGUGUAUACCCACAAAUGUGCCACUUUUGUAUAUCUCCAAAAAGUCUUCAAGUAAAAUGGCAGUUUAUUGUAGGUAUUAUGAGGGACUUUCCGGGUUAAGUUCCUCAAAAACAAUAUAGAUGCAAGCUGUAAACAUAUUCAAAAAAUCAAAAUCAAAUCAAAUAUACUUUAUUGCACAGAACUAAAAUAUAUAUUCCUGUUUAACCUUCUAAAUUCAUAGAUAACAGACGUAUAGGUAUGCAUCUUUUAUCUUUGUUUUUGGGUUUAAAUGAGUACCCUUUUAGUACUCCCAGGCACAAUUAUGAUUAUAAUUCUGAUUAAAAUAAAGAGAAGUAAUAAUUCUAUACAUAAUAUGAUCCAAAUUUAUUUAUUUGUAGCCUUUUUUCAGAUAUAAAAGUUACAUUUUAAAGUUUUUCCUUAAUCUACAAUAACCAAUCUGUAUGCCUUCGGGCGAAGACCUCCCCCCCCCCCUUCACUCCAUUCUUUUUUGUUAUCUAUGAAAAUGUGAUCCAAAUAUCAAGCAACAAUUUUUUUUUUAUAUUAUGCUUCUGCCAUUAAAUUGUAGGUAUUUUGGAAUAAUUAUGUACCUGAGUAUUGAGAAAAUAGGAAUAUCAUGUUAAAGCAGUACAAUACAACAUCAUCUUUUUUGUUUUUGGUGAACAUAGCCUGGAAAGUCCCUCAUUCGUCAUUUGUUUGAUAAACUAUUAUAAGAAAUUAAUCGGAAAUUAAAUUUUAUACUGCAAGAUGUUCUUAGGUAUAAAAUCAUUGUAAGUGGUUGUAUUGUAACUAAAUAAAUUAUUAACUAUAAUUAUUUUUA